Messenger RNA from Myzus persicae (green peach aphid), 431 nucleotides. RefSeq lists its product as uncharacterized. NCBI's taxonomy places the organism in Eukaryota, Metazoa, Arthropoda, Insecta, Hemiptera, Aphididae. Gene Ontology annotation, biological process: DNA replication. The annotation marks the transcript as partial. The record is from RefSeq and is a predicted model, not a curated record. The transcript is spliced from 2 exons. Gene Ontology annotation, molecular function: nucleotide binding; DNA binding; DNA-directed DNA polymerase activity.
AAAUGUCGCAGUACAUUCCUUACGGUGGAUUCAAGUGGGUUGAGCCAACUCUCGAUGGACUUAAUAAUUUAACCGAUACCUCGCCUAUUGGAAGGAUAUACGAGGUUGAUGUAUCCUAUCUGCAUGAAUUACAUGACAAACACAACGACCUGCCUUUUCUACCACAAAACGGUAUACCUAAAGGCUCCAAGCUACGGAAGCUCAUGGCAACAUUAGAGCCCGAGAAAUAUUAUAUUGUUCACUAUGGGAGCCUUCAACAAGCGAUUAAAAACGGGUUGAUUGUUGACAAAGUACAUAGAGUAAUAGAGUUUGACCAGUCAGAUUGGCUUGCCAAAUAUAUCAAUUUGAACACAGAGUUGCGUAAAAAGGCUAAAAACGAUUUUGAGAAAGACUUUUUCAAGUUGAUGAAUAACAGCGUAUUUGGUCAUUUA